AUUUUUAUUAAUCUAUGGUCUGUUCUGUGACAUUGAUAAUGAUAAUUUCAAUUUGAAUUUGAUAAAAUUAUUAUUUUAUCUCUUACAAAUUUUAUUUUUUAAUCAACUAGAAAAUAAAUCCAGCAUUUUUAUAUUUAAUAAAAAUCACGAUGCAAUAUUCUUUUCUAAAUCUGUGUAAAAUAGCUAUAUUUCUAUUGGUUUUAAUGAGCGUCGUCCAACAUGUCGUAAUAGCUAAUUCGUCGCCGAAAAAAUUGCAAAUUGGAAUAAAAAAGAGACCUUCUGAAUGUCCUAUUAAAAGUAAAAAAGGAGAUUUUCUUCACAUGCAUUAUACGGGCACGUUAGAAGAUGGCACAGAGUUUGACAGUUCAAUUCCUAGAGGAAAUCCCCUAACCUUCACUCUUGGGUCUGGACAGGUCAUCAAAGGAUGGGAUCAAGGACUCAUUGGAAUGUGUGAAGGUGAACAGAGAAAGCUAGUUAUUCCACCUGAACUUGCCUAUGGAGAAGCGGGUGCACCACCAAAGAUACCAAAGUCUGCAACUUUAACUUUUAUGGUUGAUCUUGUGAAAAUCGAGAGAAAAGAUGAACUUUAACUUGAUAAUAACUAAGUUAUAAACAUUCCAUACAUUUAACUAUCAACAUACCAGUUUACACAUACUUUAUAUUGUUACUAGCGGAUGACCGCGAUUUUGUCCGUGUGGAAAUCAAAUUUACAACCCGUAUUUCACCACUUGAGGGUACUAAAAAUUCUUGAAUCACAUUAUAUUUUUGUAUUUUUUCUAUGAUUUAUGAACAAAUUUUUACAACAAUUUAUGAACAAACUGUAACUAAAAAUCCAGGAUUUCCGUACAAACUUUCAACCUCUAUUUCACCUGCUGCUAUUUUUUUUAGGGUUAAAAAGUACUCUAUGUUUUGCUCCAAGGUCCUUCAUCAUUAUACCAAAGGUCAUUCACCAUUAUACCAAAAUUAAUCUUGAUUGGUUCAUCUGUUUAGCUGUGAAAAGGUGACAGACAGACAAUUACUUUUGCUUUUAUAAUAUUAGUAUUCAGUGUAGAUUUUGUAUAUUAAUUAGUAAUUACACUGACACAGACACAAAAUAUUGCAGAUUUAACAUAACACUUAAUCUAUUUACACUGAAAUAUCAUGCUAAAUUGAUGUGAACUAUUAUUAUUGGUGUUAGAUAAAAUUAACCAUCUGAAUAUGCAAUAUGAUGAGAAAGCUUUGUCAUUGUGCUAGCUAUAAGAUCUCUGAAAGCAUUUUGUAUGUAUAAGUUUAAUGUAAUGUUUUUAAAAUAAAUUACUAAUAAAAUG
Molecule: messenger RNA, 1307 nt
Organism: Bicyclus anynana (squinting bush brown)
Lineage: Eukaryota; Metazoa; Arthropoda; Insecta; Lepidoptera; Nymphalidae
Product: peptidyl-prolyl cis-trans isomerase FKBP2
Exons: 2
Coding region: 150-590 (146 amino acids)
Biological process (GO): protein peptidyl-prolyl isomerization
Molecular function (GO): peptidyl-prolyl cis-trans isomerase activity
Source: RefSeq, a predicted model, not a curated record